AUGGGUGUCCAGAGAAAAAUCAUUACCCGCGGUAGCGGCCCCUCGCCUGCUUCGGGUGACAAAGUGUCCAUCCACUACACUGGCUGGCUCUACGAUGCCAAGAAAGCCAGCAAGGGCUUCCAGGGCAAGCAGUUUGAUAGCUCCAGGACCCCCGGCCGUGGUCCUCUGAAUGUUCAGAUCGGUAUCGGACAGGUCAUCAAAGGCUGGGAUGAGGGUGUGAUGGAGAUGAGUGUGGGCGAAAAGUCCACCCUGACUAUUACUCCUGACUACGGCUACGGCGACAAGGCGGCUGGCAAGAUUCCCGCGGGAUCCACCCUGGUCUUCGAGGUUGAGCUCCUCAAGAUCAACUAGAUUAGCAGUAAAGAAGCACCCAUUUACCCCUUACGCUACUACCUCGUCCUAUGUAGACAUCCAGCCAGUCUGGAUUAUAGUAGGCGAAAUGAUGGUGAUGGUUCACCACUAGACAUGGUAGGAAUCAGUAUCUCUUAACAUAUAUAGAUAGAUGAUAUUAUAUAGAAUAGAAAUCUCC
Messenger RNA from Aspergillus wentii DTO 134E9, 529 nucleotides. Its product is annotated as FKBP-type peptidyl-prolyl cis-trans isomerase. Gene Ontology annotation, molecular function: peptidyl-prolyl cis-trans isomerase activity. The record is from RefSeq and is a predicted model, not a curated record. NCBI's taxonomy places the organism in Eukaryota, Fungi, Ascomycota, Eurotiomycetes, Eurotiales, Aspergillaceae. The transcript is spliced from 6 exons. Bases 1 to 351 code for a protein of 116 amino acids.